CACUCAGCAUCAGUGUGACUCUCCCUCUGCUCCGGGAGAGGCGAAGUCAGCGCCGAGGAAGAGUCUCCGUAAAGGGCGUUAAAAACAAGACACUCCGUGCAAGUGACGGGACAUUCUCGGACACACGCUUGUUUUCUUCCCUCCGUCAGCCAUGAAGUUGUCAAACAGUCGUCCCUCCAGAGUGGACAGGAACCCUUUCGUCCACAGGCUGCGACUCACCAUGACAGAGACGAUAAAGCUCGGACUGAUGUCAGUGACAGUAUUCCCUGUGCGGCUGCUGCUCGUGUCCUUCUUCAUGCUGCUGGCGUGGCCCUUCGCCUUCGCAGCCUCCCUGGGCCGCUCCGAGUUUGUCAUUGAACCGCAGUCCUGGUGGCGGAGGCUCACAGACCUGUGUUUGCGAGUGAUCAUGCGAGCCAUGUGGUUUUGCGGAGGAUUCCACUGGAUCAAGGUGAAAGGCGAGCGCGCGGCGCCCUCCGAGGUUCCCAUCCUCACGGUGGCGCCGCACUCCUCCUACUUUGACGCCAUCCCAGUUACUAUGACGAUGUGCUCCAUCGUCACCAAACUGGAGAGUCGGAGCAUUCCCGUCUGGGGCACUCUGAUCAGCUACAUCCGGCCAGUGUUUGUGUUCCGGGUGGACCAGGACUCCAGGAGGAAAACUGUGGAGGAAAUCAAGCGGCGAGCACAGUCUGGAGGGGAGUGGCCUCAGAUCAUGAUCUUUCCAGAGGGGACGUGCACCAACAGGUCAGGUGUCAUCUUAUACAAGGCUGGUGCUUUUAUCCCAGGACUCCCCGUGCAGCCGGUGGUGCUACGCUACCCAAAUCAGCUGGAUACUGUUACAUGGACGUGGCAAGGUCCUGGAGCGUUGAAGAUCCUGUGGCUCACUCUGUGCCAACCUCAUAAUCCCAUGGAGAUUGAGUAUUUGCCUGUUUACACUCCGUCAAAGGAGGAGAAGGAGAACCCAGCCCUGUUUGCCAACAAUGUCAGAAGACUCAUGGCCAAGGCCUUGGAGCUGCCGCUCACGGAGCUGUCCUUCGACGACCGUGAGAUCAUCCUCUCCAAAGGCCCGCUGUGCAUUCAGGACUACAGCGGCUUACUGGAGCUCAACCAGCUGCUGUGCCGCCUGGGGCUGAGAGCAGGAACCAGUGGCACGGUGCUGGACGAGCAGGCCCACAGAGCCAGGAAGCUGCAGGGCGGCAGACUGACUGUAGAAGAGUUCGGCCAGUUCCUCGGUCUGCCCGUCACAGAGACGCUGGCACAGGUCCACAGCCUCUUUGACCAGUCUGGGGACGGACAGAUAGACGUGCGGCACUUUGUCGUCGCGCUGUCUACAGUCCACCGACCGUCAGAGUCCAUGGAGACCCUCAGACUGGCCUUCAGGAUGUACGAGAGCGAGGAGGAGGACGGGGAGGUCCUGGAGGACGACCUCGCCGCCGUCUUGGAGAUCAUGCUGGGCGUGAAAGAGGCGGAGCUUUCGGGUCUGUUCUUGACCCUCGGGCGGCCGGACACGGGGAGGAUCACGUACGAUGAGCUCGUUCGUUAUAUCGAGGAGUAUCCUAACUUCAUCAGGGACUGUCUCGAUUAUAAAGACCAUCCUAGGAAAUUCUGCUGUGUCCGCCGUCAGCACUGCAAUGGCCACAACCACGACAAGGAUGACUAAUGAGCGACGGAGAUCCUCGGUGUGAUCUGAUCCCCUGAAUUGCUGCUGCGGCGUGCCUACAGUACCACCGCUGUGCCUUUGUGCUCUCGUAGGAAGAAUAAAACCUAAAAGAACAACAGACAGCGCUGUACAGCACACACGAUGGUGACGUUUAAUAUAUCGGCUUCUUUCCUUCUCUUUUCUUUUGUCUGUGAAUAAUAUAUUUAUUUAUGUCUGAAGGACAUGAGGCGAUGAAAGAAAACGAGUACUCUGGGCUGUUGUUUAUCUCAGGUCAAUGGAAACACUGUCACAAACAAACGGGCACAUUUUCUCUUUCCUGCUGCUCAUGGAAACAUCAUUUCAGGUAAAAAAAAAAAAAAAGGACACGUGCUGCCAUCUUGUGAUGAGGCUGUGACGACAUAAAGAAUUGGCCCCUGAAGACAGAGGAGUGACUCCUCCCUCCUUUAAGCAGCCUCCAGCUCUGGUCUAGACAAAGUCUUGGGGAGACCGAUGAGAAUCACAGCCCCGUAUUUAUCAAGUGUCUCCGAAUCCCUUCUAGGAAUCGGCGUGGAAGUCAAAGCACUCCUGUGUCACAGUUAUUUAUGGAGCUUCGCCACACUGACCUCCAACACGACGAGAGGAGACGAACGAAGAGCUCGUAAAUCAUCCUUCAUUCGCCACGACUGCAAACUGUUAGACAAUAGAAGUAUUAUAAGGGCUUAUGGGUAAAUAAUAAAGAGGAUAACGCUGUGUAUAAAUACAUAGAUAUCAUGAAUAA
Molecule: messenger RNA, 2414 nt
Organism: Solea solea (common sole)
Lineage: Eukaryota; Metazoa; Chordata; Actinopteri; Pleuronectiformes; Soleidae
Gene: lpcat1
Product: lysophosphatidylcholine acyltransferase 1
Exons: 14
Coding region: 152-1657 (501 amino acids)
Molecular function (GO): calcium ion binding
Source: RefSeq, a predicted model, not a curated record